This is a messenger RNA of Brassica napus (rape), 573 nucleotides long. Its product is annotated as probable polyamine oxidase 4. The coding region runs from base 1 to 573 and encodes 190 amino acids. The transcript has 6 exons. Gene Ontology annotation, cellular component: peroxisome; cytoplasm. Gene Ontology annotation, molecular function: polyamine oxidase activity; oxidoreductase activity, acting on the CH-CH group of donors. Gene Ontology annotation, biological process: 'de novo' pyrimidine nucleobase biosynthetic process; polyamine catabolic process. Lineage: Eukaryota; Viridiplantae; Streptophyta; Magnoliopsida; Brassicales; Brassicaceae. The record is from RefSeq and is a predicted model, not a curated record.
AUGGAUAAGAAGAUUUCGUUUACCGAUGAUCUUUCUGAUGGAACGAUCUCAGCGCUUCUCCAGAAGCAGAACAAUGUGGUGCAGUCUUCCGGGAUCGUGAUUGGUAGUGGUAUAUCAGGUCUCGCUGCUGCUAGGAACCUCUAUGAAGCUUCUACUAACGUGACUGUUCUCGAAUCACGCGAUAGGAUUGGUGGUCGAUCCACACUGAUUACUCCUUUGGUUGUCCUGUUACAUGGAGUCUCCAAUGACAACCCCUUGGCUCCUAUUAUACGCCGUCUAGGGGUCACUCUAUACCGAACUAGCGGGGAACACUCCAUCUUGUUUGAUCAUGAUCUCGAAAGUUAUGGACUCUAUGACAUGCACAGGAAUAAAAUUCCGCCGCAGUUUGUCACUCAAGUUGGAGAUGCAUUCAAGAGAAUUCUCCAAGAGGGAAAGAUUCCACUGAUAGGCUGUGGUGGUGUUAGAAGUGGUAAGGAUGCUUACAAGAAGAUAAGAACCGGGGCUACUCUUGUUCAGCUGUACAUUGGGUUUGCGUAUGGUGGACCUGCUCUCAUCCCACAAUCAAGAAGAUAA